UGUGCCGCAGUGCAUUGUGGGAAAUGUAGUGUUUGAGGCGGUGUAAUCCAACAUGGAAGCCUCUGCAGCGAGCACGCAUCGGUCGGACUCAGAAGAGGACAGCGGCUUGGACGAUGAUGUUCACACUUCACAACUCGGAACCAAGGAAUACUGGGAAGAUACUUACCAAAGGGAACUGGAAACAUUCAAAGACAUCGGCGACGUUGGUGAGAUAUGGUUUGGCGAGGAAAGCAUGAGCCGUGUGCUCAAAUGGAUGGACACAGCUAAUAUUCCAGAAGAUGCUGCCAUUCUGGACAUCGGCACAGGAAAUGGAGCCUUUUUAGUUGAACUGGCUAAACAUGGAUUCAGGAACUUGACGGGGAUCGACUACUCUGCAGCCUCUGUGGAAUUGGCAAAGAGUGUUCUCCAAGCAGAGGACUUGACUCAUGUCAAUAUUAAGGAGGUGGACUUCUGUCGAGGGGAGCUGGAGGGUUUCGACGUGUGCAUCGACAAAGGAACGUUCGACGCCAUAAGCCUCAACCCUGACCGCAGCCUCCAGGGGACACACCUUUACCUGCGAGCUUUGAAAGGCGCCCUGAAGGACGGGGGAGUCUUCUCCAUCACUUCCUGUAACUGGACUAAACAACAGCUGCUGGACAGAUUCAGCCAAGGAUUUGAAUUGGUCCAAGAGUUACCCACACCCACUUUCCAGUUUGGAGGCAAGACGGGCAACAGUGUGACUGCAUUGGUCUUCAAGCGCGUAUGUUGAGAUUUGGAAAUAAAUGAAUCUUUUUUUUUUGUCUUCUGCGGGUCGUUAAAAAGCUUUAAAAGUCAUUCGAUGUCGCGAAAAUUAAGGCCUUAAAGUGCACUUAAAAAAAAAAAAAGUUGCCUAUCAUUGACAAUGCUUAUGUAAGACGUUCCACAUGCAGUAUAGUACAGGACACACUUUAUUUUCAGGACUAUUUACAUUGUAGAUAGUCACCUCACAACUAGGAAUGAACACAUGUGGAGUUAUGUACUUAACACAAAAUUGGGGACAAUUUCUCAUAUUUUUUUCUGUUUCGGUAAUAUUUCAAUAUUUUUCUCUUGAAAUUAUUACUUUGUUGUGUAAAAUUAUUACUUUUGAAUGCAAAAUGGUGACAUUUGUUAUAUAAAAUUCUGACAUUUA
Messenger RNA from Nerophis ophidion (straightnose pipefish), 1147 nucleotides. It is a transcript of the gene eef1akmt2, whose product is annotated as EEF1A lysine methyltransferase 2. The coding region runs from base 53 to 748 and encodes 231 amino acids. The transcript has 6 exons. Gene Ontology annotation, biological process: peptidyl-lysine monomethylation; peptidyl-lysine dimethylation. NCBI's taxonomy places the organism in Eukaryota, Metazoa, Chordata, Actinopteri, Syngnathiformes, Syngnathidae. The record is from RefSeq and is a predicted model, not a curated record. Gene Ontology annotation, cellular component: cytoplasm. Gene Ontology annotation, molecular function: protein-lysine N-methyltransferase activity.